Messenger RNA from Annulohypoxylon maeteangense, 1382 nucleotides. RefSeq names its product RNA-binding domain-containing protein. The record is from RefSeq and is a predicted model, not a curated record. Gene Ontology annotation, cellular component: nucleolus; U12-type spliceosomal complex. The coding region runs from base 168 to 1199 and encodes 343 amino acids. NCBI's taxonomy places the organism in Eukaryota, Fungi, Ascomycota, Sordariomycetes, Xylariales, Hypoxylaceae. The transcript is spliced from 2 exons. Gene Ontology annotation, molecular function: RNA binding. Gene Ontology annotation, biological process: positive regulation of mRNA splicing, via spliceosome.
AUAGCAAAGAACUUUUGGAAGCUUCAACCAAGGAUCCACAACGACAUCGCGCGUCGCGACAAUCUGAAUCUUUAUCCAAUCUUUAUCUUCACUCAACCUCUUCGAUUCGCAUUUCCAACAACUCCCGGAGACCGUAUCAUACUCCAAAAUACAACCAUUCAGUCAAAAUGUCGGGGGCGAAACAUUGGGAGCAAGAUAAAGAAGCCACUGUCUAUGUGGGUAAUAUCGACGAGCGCGCUACCGAUGCUCUGAUAUGGGAGCUGAUGGUCCAAGCCGGCCCUGUAGUCAAUGUACAUUUGCCCAAAGAUCGUGUGACCCAGUCGCACCAGGGCUUCGGUUUCGUCGAAUUCAAUGGCGAGGUCGACGCCGACUAUGCCGCCAAGAUCAUGAACGGCAUUCGAUUAUACGGGAAGGCGCUACGUGUCAAUAAGGCAUCGGCAGACAAGCAAAAACCUUUGGAGAUUGGCGCAGAGCUCUUUAUUGGCAACCUCGACCCAAUGGUGGACGAAAAGGUCCUAUACGACACUUUCAGCAGAUUUGGAACUCUCAUUGCGCCUCCUAAGGUAGCUCGUGACGAUAACGGAUUGAGCAAGGGAUACGGUUUUGUCAGCUACAGUAGUUUUGAGGCCAGCGAUGAUGCUAUCAACAACAUGAAUGGACAAUUCCUCAUGAAUAAGGAUGUCAGUGUACAAUACGCCUACAAGAAGGAUGGUAAAGGCGAGAGGCACGGAGACGAAGCCGAACGAAUGCUUGCUGCUCAAGCGAAGAAGCACAACGUCACCAUCGAAAGCCAACCCAUGCCACCUGGACUUCUUCAGACGCCUACUCCUGCUACCCCUGCCCCGGCGGCCGUCGCUCCACCAGUCAUGGCAACUGGCGGAUUUGAUCCUUCUAUGGCCGCUGGUAUCCCUCCUCCGAGACCGCCCGUUGGCUUUGCUCCACCUCCUAACUCUCAUCGCGGCCCUCCUCCCCCGUUCGGUGUUAACGGUACGCCGAUGCCUCCUGGAGCUGGACGAACAAACGUUCUACCCCCAGCACCACAGGGUCUACCCGCUCGUCCACCACCGUCUCAAGCUGGAUACGGUAGCCCUGCCGACUUCCAUCCCGGCGGAUUCAGAAUGCCACCGCCUGGUUUUGGUCCUCCGGGUAGCGUACCUCCGCCCCCACCACCUGGAUUCACCCCUGGUUAUGGCCGUUGAGGUUCGAUAAACAUAAUCGAGAAUGGACCAUAAGUACUAUCCCGGCAUUACCUAUCGUUCCGUCUUGCGCGAUAUCAGUAUCGGGGAUUCGUGCUAGUGGAAUAUUCGGGGUCCUUGUCCAAUAAUUACGAGGGCUAAAUAGACCUGGGCAUGAUGAGUAAGGACAAAGAAGCCGACCUCCGA